Molecule: messenger RNA, 1787 nt
Organism: Drosophila gunungcola (fruit fly)
Lineage: Eukaryota; Metazoa; Arthropoda; Insecta; Diptera; Drosophilidae
Product: putative GTP-binding protein 6
Exons: 4
Coding region: 1-1587 (528 amino acids)
Cellular component (GO): cytoplasm
Molecular function (GO): GTP binding; ribosome binding
Source: RefSeq, a predicted model, not a curated record
AUGUCCAGUCUACGGUUAUUUGGUCGGUUGGCCAGGAGUCUUCCGCUCCGCCCGGUUGUAAGAAUACCCGAACGUUGGAAAUACACACAACAUCAAGGAGUCAAGGGUAUUCGCAACAGGAAAAGCUUCUUUGAAGCCCAAAUGCAGGCUGGUCAAAGGAGCGAGGAUAAUGAGGACUUGGAGCAGGAGGAGCGGGCAUCCAGUGGAAACCAGGCGGAUAUGAGGUUCCUUGAUGAUCGAGCCUACGACGAGGUGGCAGGUGGAGCUAUGCGAAUCUCUCGAGACAUAGCCAGUUCCCAGCAAGUUCUCAUCCUACAGCCCUACGUGAAGUGGGUAGCCAAACGCCAGAGCAGCACGCCCAUCGAUGUCCGGCCAGAGGAUCAGCUGGAAGAGGCCUCUGCGCUGAUUCACUCCCUGCCCAAUUGGCAAGUGGCCAGGGCUCUCAAAGUUCCUCUAGAGAGUCUCGAGAAGAAGACACUCUUUGGAAGCGGAAAGCUGGUGGAACUCAAGGAACUGGUGGCCGAAUUGCGGCAGGAAAGGCAGCUCACUUGCCUGUUUGUCAGCAAGGGCACGCUGUCCUUUGCUCAGAAACGCUUCCUGGAGGCGGAGUUUCGAUUGCCAGUGAUGGAUCGUUACUCUGUGGUUAUACAGAUUUUAAGGCUGCAUGCUACAAGUGCGGAAGCAAAGCUACAGGUGGCCAUGGCUGAGCUUCCCUACAUUUGGGCCCAAGCCAAGGAUGCCAAUGUCACACAGACGCGACGCCAAGGAUAUGCCUUGACUGAUCUGCAAAAGGAGAUCCUGCGCACCAGGGAGCGCAAACUGCGAGCGGAAUUGGAUCGAGUGCGUCGGCAAAGGCAGUUGCUUCGCCAGAAACGGAAACAACAAAAUUAUCCCAUUGUGGCCGUGGUGGGCUACACAAAUGCUGGCAAGACCUCUUUGAUCAAGGCUCUCACUGUCGAAGAUGCAUUGCAGCCAAGGAACCAAUUGUUUGCCACCCUCGAUGUGACAGCGCAUGCAGGUUGUUUACCUUGCAAUCUGCAGGUGAUUUACAUGGACACCGUGGGCUUUAUGUCUGACUUGCCAACGGGUCUGUUUGAAUGCUUUGUGGCUACUUUGGAGGAUGCCAUGCUGGCGGAUGUUAUAGUGCACGUCCAGGACCUUUCUCAUCCAUGUCAUGCCGCCCAACGCUAUCAUGUGGAGGCCACACUUCGUUCUUUGGCCUUUAAUGUUGCCAAUGGAGAUUCGACGGCCAGCCAAUUACCACCGAUUAUAAAUGUAUACAACAAAUGUGAUUUGGUAUUCUCAAAGGCUCAGUCUUCUUCCGAUCCGGUGCAUCAUAUUUCAGCCCGAGCACAGACUGGAUUGGAACCACUUCUAGACGACAUCGAGCAACAAAUUUUGAACGCCACUGGGCGCAGAAAACUCCAGAUGAGGGUGCCCAGUGGUGGACCUGAAAUGGCCUGGCUGUAUAAAAACGCAGCGGUGGUGGAAACUAUAGCGGAUGAGGAAAAUCCCGAGCGACUGAUGAUGCAUGUGGUCAUAAGCCAACCCACUUUGGACAAGUUCAAACGUCAGUUCUGUCGGUGAGCCUCUCUUAAAGUCAGAUGAAUCAAGUUUCUUGGGCGCAACUGGCACCUACUAAAUUUUUAUUAUUGCUCUGGUUUUAGUUUUAUUUGGUUUAGUUGCUAGAGGGUGAAGUUAGGAUCGGUGUUGAUUUCUCAUUUUUAAUUCUGUAUAAAUAUAAAAUUAUCUACCACAAAAAUAAAAAUCUAAAAAUAUCAUUAUAU